This is a messenger RNA of Batrachochytrium dendrobatidis JAM81, 2511 nucleotides long. RefSeq lists its product as uncharacterized. Gene Ontology annotation, biological process: RNA processing. Gene Ontology annotation, molecular function: RNA binding. Gene Ontology annotation, cellular component: nucleus. Bases 11 to 2449 code for a protein of 812 amino acids. The transcript has 7 exons. The record is from RefSeq and is a predicted model, not a curated record. Lineage: Eukaryota; Fungi; Chytridiomycota; Chytridiomycetes; Rhizophydiales.
AACACCGACAAUGACUAACCGGGACAGGGAUCUGGAUCGCCAUCGAGAGCAAACCCAGCGAAAAGAUGGAGUCAGAUACAACAGAGGAAGUAGGUCUAGAAGCAGGAGCAGGGAUCAUAGCAGUGGAUCGAAUGCAGACCAUACUCGGAGUAGAAGUAGGAGCAGAGAGAAACUACCAGUCAAAGGAAAGCAUUUGUCAGGAACCAGAAAUGCAGUCCAGGCAGAAAAAACUCAGUCAGAGAACACAAGUGUGUCUUGGAGCAGCAAACAGGCUCAUCCUGGCCCAGUCAAGACGCUCUCUAAAGCGAAGCUGGAAACAUUCUCUGUUGGUAUUCAAAAAAAGUCGGCAUACCAAAAACAAAAAGAGGCCGAAGUAGCAAAGAAAAAGCGAGAAGAGGAAGAGGCUGCUAAAGUAUACGAAGAGUUUGUUGCCUCGUUUGAUCAACCUUCGUUUUCUGAAAAGAAUUGGGUGCAAAGUUCCUCGACUUUUACUGAUGAUCCAGAUGGUAAAAAGAAGUCUGAUAAAUCCAAGAUAUCGGAACCAAAUAAGGAUUCUAAAAUGCAACAGCUCAGUAAUGCAUACGUGGCGCAUUUGGCUACUCCUACUGGAAUGUCAGCCUUGUUACAAACACCAGAUCCUGAAGAUGCUACCGAGAAAACAGCAACAGCUCGUGCACCAAAGCGCCGGAAUUUGGAUGCAUUUCUUGAGGAACUUAAAAAAGAUAAUGCUGACACUAGCAAACGAUCACGUCAUGUUGAUAGCUCCCCAAACAAGGCUUUGGAGACGACCAAUGUGUUUGUUGGGAACAUGGCCAAGGCUGUAACUGAGCAAGAUUUGUGUCUUGAAUUUGGUAUUUAUGGGCCUAUUGCUAGUGUCAAGGUGAUGAAGCCCUUGAAUCUGGAAGAGUUGCUGCGCGAUCGAAAGUGGGGAUUUGUAUGUUUUAUGGAGCAUGCAGAUGCAGCGGCGGCUAUCAAAGGGUUGACUGGGAAGCAGUUACUUGUUAUGCCUGAAUAUGAGGUUGAGCGAAGAAAAAAGCAAAAGGCAAAUGCCGAGGCAGCAAGACAACGACUUGCCGGAGAUCGGUCCAACGAUGUUCGUGUGACUAUUCCAAAAGAUCCAUAUUUACUUAUGGUAAUUCAUCGAUCUAUUGAACGAGUGUUGAUGUUUGGAUUUCAUUUUGAGAUGCAACUCAUGACAAAAACAAAAGACGACGCCGAGUUUAUGUUUUUGCGAGAUACAAAGAGUCCUGAGCAUAUUUACUACAAAUGGAAGCUCGUGUCGCUUUUACAAGGAGACUCGACGGACUCGUGGAGCACAGAGCCGUUUGUUAUGAUUGAGCAUGGUCCGUUGUGGGUUCCACCAUCGACUCCGUUUCUUGACGAAUCCCCUGAUUUUGAUUUUGAUGAGUCUAUUGAUGAUGAUUCUGAUGAAUCUGAUUCAGAAUCAUCGAGCCCCGUGUUUCCAAAAGGUCCUCUGACUCGAGCCAAAAAGUUUCAUUUUGAGCAACAACUCCGCCAUAUCACUCUUGAACGAAGUCGUAUUGCGGUUUCCAUGGUGUUUUGUAUUGAACACUCGGAUGCCUCGGAUGAGAUUUUAGAUAUCAUUAUGCGGUCGCUACUUGUGCACAAUACACCCAUUUUUCCAACAAAACUAGGGAGAUUGUAUUUGUUGAGUGAUAUUUUACACAAUAGUGGUGCUAGCGUUCCCAAUGCGUGGCGAUACAGGUCCAACCUACAAAAACGAUUGCCAGAGGUGUUUUCCCACUUUGGUACACUUUGGAAAUCUAUCGAGUCGCGACUAAAGGCAGAGCAAUUGCGUAAAGCAAUCAUGACCGUCUUAGCUGCAUGGGAGACGUGGAUGAUAUUUACUCCAGGAAUCACUGAAGAGCUACGGCAAGUAUUUUCUGAUCCAACCAAACAUUUUAAUCUAGAUGGGUUUGCUACUGAAACUACAACUGUAGAUGGCGAAACAAAAGGCAACAAUGCACUUGAACACAAUUUAAACGAGGAUGCUGUUGCAGCCAAGUUUGUUCAAUCACGCUUUGCACCUAUAUCAGAUGUGAAGCCUGCUAAUGCACCCGCUAUCCCAUCAAAAAGCACUGAUGCUCUUGGUCAAGAUGGCUUUACAGUGUCAUCUUUUGUACUAUCAAGCAAAACCGUGGAUCAUUUUGUACAUCAUGAUGGCGGAGCCCAUGCAGUUAAAUCCACCAACGAACAAAAUUCUGCUCAAGCCGAUGAUGAUUCGGUUGAAGAGUCACUGGAUGAUCUUGAUGGGGAGCCUAUGAAUUUACAAACACAUUUGGGAUUUAAUUCAUCAGCUAAAGAAGGAUCAACAGUUGAUGAUGACGAUGAAGAUUUAGAUGGAGUUCCGAUGAAUACCAACAUCUACUCUAGCUAUACUACAGCUAUACCAUCCACCUUUGAAUCGGACGAUAUGUUUGAUCCCUGAGUCGAAAUCAUUGAUGUUGAUGUUGAAUUUGCUAUUAGUGAAUUAAAUGAGAUUUUAAUAAG